AUUUUUACAUAUACCCACCCAUUUACUUUAUAAUCGCUCUCGCUUUCCUUUUCUUUUUUCUUCUCAAAAAAUUGCUGAUUUUGAUCUGCGCUGACUUCGUUGAAUCUCAGAUUUGGCAGUUCUAAGUCAGGAUAUUGAUAGAGAGAAAAAGAUGUUAAGUUCUGGGAAUAAUUUAAGUCGAGGGAAUUUAGGAUUGUCGUCUGAUAUGCCACCAUUGCCUCAGUGUUUGCCUUUGGAGCCACUUACAUUAGGCAAUCAGAAAUAUACACGGUCUGGAGAAUUAAGCCGAGUUCUGGGUGUUCCUCUGCGAAGCAGUACAUCGGAGGAUCAUUCUUUUGGAGUUUCACACCCUAAACCUUCCCCUCCAGUGGCAACAGAGGAGCUCAAGAACUUUAAGGAAAGUGUUCAAGAUGCCUCCAGAAAGGCCAGGGAUAGAGUACAAAAGUUGCGAGAGUCAAUUUCUAAAUUGGAAAGGUAUAGAAAUGCUUUAAGCUCAAAGAAGCGACAACGAAGUGAUAUUUCGUGUGAGAGAACUAGUGGGGUAAAUAUGGCAAAGAUGGGAAGCCAGAUUCAUAGAAACCCUCAUGACAUAAUGACUCAAAGAUUGGAGGAUAGGCCAAAGGGUGUGGGGCUUAACAAGCGUGUUCGCACAUCAGUUGCCGAUUUACGGGCUGAUAAUAGGACUGCUGUGAAUCUAAGGCAGCAGGGGAUAAUAGAAAAGGAUGGUGAUGUGCUUUCAGCUGUUAAUGGUGGUUCUGCUCGAAUUGAAGAAAAGAUUCGUAGAUUACCGGGUGAAGGAUGGGAGACAAAGUUGAAAAGGAAACGGUCUGUUGCAGCUGUAGGAAAUAGAGUUAAUAGUGGUGAUCGAGAUAUAAAACGACCUAUGCAACCAAAGCUGAGUUCUGAGUCAAAGUUGCGAUCAUGUGAUACACAGGGUUUCAGAUCAAAAUCUUCCCCAGGAGUUAGUGGAAUUAACAGGUCAGAUGCUUCUUUUGAAGCUGCUGGUUCUGAUGCUGGUACGGUGCUUAGGAAUGAAUUGGAGAGUAACUCUAUUCCACGGGAUCGUACAGCUAUGUUGGAGCAGAGGGUUGUAGUAAAAGCAAAUAAUAAGGCAACUCUCCAGGAUGACAAUCAAGCAAGUGGCCCAAGUACAAUGCUAAAAGGAAAGGUUUCUAGGGCACCACGAACUGGUGCCAUCAUGGUGUUAGACUCAUCUUCUAAAGUUCACCUCUCAUCUGGAGCUUUGCAGGGUUGGGAACAGCCAAAUCUAAAUAAGAUCCAAGCAUUAGGUGUUGGGAGCAAUCAAAAACGUUCGAUGUCUACAGGUUCAUCUUCACAUGCUAUGACCCAGUGGGGUGGUCAGAGACCGCAUAAAAACUCACGUACAAGGAGAGCAACUUUAGUUUCCCCUGUUUCUAAUGCUGAAGCUCUGAUUUCAAACCAAGGCUUUGCAACACCUGAUUCUGUUGCCAGGGCAUCUAUUGGAACUGGUGGAUCACUGAUUGGCAGCAGUGUAGAUAAUGCCACACCAAAAAUUAAGAGGGAACCUGAGAAUGUUUCUUCUCCAUUUGGGUUAUCUGAGAGUGAAGAAUCGGGGGCUGAAGAUAACAAAUCAAAAGAGAAAGGAAUUGAUAGUGGUGAGGUUAAUCUGCCUUCAUCUCAAAAAGCUGGAGCUUUCUUAUUGCCAACAAGGAAGAACAAAAUGUCUGCUAAUGAAAUUGGAGAUGGAGUCCAAAGACAAGGGAGGAGUGGAAGCACUGCACCACCCUCGACAAAACCAGCUGUUCAUCCUAUGAGGGAGAAGUUGGGAAAUAUUACAACAACCAAGCCAAUUCUAAGUGCGAGAUCUGCUUCUGAUAAAAAUAAAAGUAAGACAGGUCGUCCACCUUCCAAAAAACUGAAAGAUCGCAAGGCAACAAUUCGUGUUGGAUCAAUACAAAAUAAUGUUUCUUCAGAUUUCACAGGUGAAUCGGAUGAUGAUCAUGAUGAACUAUUUACAGCUGCCACUUCUGCUGCUAAUGCUAGUGUUCAUGCUUGUUCUGGUCCUUUUUGGAAGAAAAUGGGAUCAAUUUUUAAUUCUGUCAGUUCAGAGGAUGCAACAUACCUUAGGCAACAGCUAAGUUUUUCAGAAGGGCUUGAUGAGAGUUUGUCUCAAAUGUUUGGAGAAGGAUAUAAUGUUUUGGGUGUUGUUUUGCAGAAAGAUGAAUCUAAUUCUGUUGAAGAAAUGGCCAAAAUUAAUGCACCAAGUGGAGGAUUUGAUAUAAAAAAGUUUGACAAGGUUACUCCUUUAUGCCAAAGAGUUCUUUCUGCUUUGAUUGAAGAAGAUGAAAGUGAAGAAAUUUAUCACCACAUUGAGGCAAAGAAUAUGUCCCUUCACUAUGCAAGUGAUGAUUCCCAUUGUGGUUCAUGCAAUCAGAUGGAUGUUGAAUCUAAAGAUAGGGACAGGAUGGAAUCUGAAGUUGAGUCAAAUGCAGAUUUUCAGUGUCAGAAGAACUCUGUGUUAGACAGACACUCUUGUGAUGCAAGUGUUGCAUCUAACACAUUUAGGAACUCCAGCAUGUCCAAUUCGUUACAUAGUAGUGAACGGUGGUUGGGAGAUGAUGAUUUCUUACAUUCGGAUAUGGGGCCUGUGAGCGAAAUAUGUUCAACUGAUCUGGGUCAUCUCCAACCUAAGGAAAUAAAUGUUUCUGGCAUUUCUUCUUUGGACUGCCAAUAUCAGUUUAUGCCCAUGGAUGACAAACUUUUGCUGGAGUUACAUAGUAUUGGUCUUUAUCCAGAGACUUUGCCUGAUUUGGCAGAGGGAGAGGAAGCAAUAAAUCAAAACGUUGUUGAACUUAAUGAGCAUCUUUAUCAACAGAUUCAGAAAAAGAAGAAAAAGUUGGGGAAGAUUGAUAAAGCCAUUCAGAAUGGGAGAGAAGAAGACAGAAGGAACAUCGAGCAUGUUGCAAUGGACCAAUUAAUACAGAUGGCUUACAAAAGACGUUUGGCUUGUCGAGGGAAUAAUUCAUCAAAAAGUGCAGUUCGUAAGGUUUCAAAACAAGUUGCUUUGGCUUUUGUCAAGCGAACUCUUGAUAGAUGUCGAAAAUUUGAACAGACAGGCAGUAGUUGCUUUAGCGAACCUGCAUUACAUGAUGUCAUGUUUUCUGUACCUCCAUGCAGCAAUGAAGCAAAAUCUGUUGAUUGUAUUGGCUCUGGAACUGCUAGUAAUACUUGUAAUGAAACAUCCAACCAUCAAGCAGAAGCCAGGGGCUCAGGUGCUGUUUCUAGUGCUUUUGAGAGGUAUGAUUCUUCAGACGCUUUUCCAUCUGUUCACUCAUCGGAGCAUGCUGUUUCCAAGUAUGGAUCUAUGUUGAACAAAGGGAGGAAGAGGGAAGUACUGAUUGAUGAUGUUGUUGGUAGUGCCUCUUCUAGGGUAACAUCAACUCUUGAUGGCACUGUUGGAGGAGUAAGGGGAAAGAGAAGUGAAAGAGAUAGGGAGCAAAUCAGAGAUAAUUUAAGAAAUACUAGUUCGGUAUCUGGGGCUGGUCAGACAUCAUUGGAAAAUUCCAAAGGUGAACAGAAAACGAAAGCAAAGCCCAAGCAAAAGAGUAAUCAUUUAUCAACUUCAGGAAAUGGAUUCAAUGGCAGGCUUACAGAGCCUCUGCUACCUUCUCGUGGAUCUUAUCAUCCUACAGCUAAUUCUGGCAAGGUGACUGAAAGAGAAGCGAGGUCAACAUCUCCAAGUAACAUGUGUAAGAAUUCAUCUAAAGAUGAACCCAUUGAUUUCGCAAACUUGCAACUGAAAGAGUUAGACACAAUGGAAGAACUGGGUGUUUCCAACGACAUUGGCGGUCCCCAAGAUCUGAGUUCCUGGCUAAACUUUGAUGAAGAUGUCCUGCAAGACCAUGAUUCAAUAGGUUUAGAGAUACCAAUGGAUGACCUCUCGGACUUGAAAUUUGCAUUUUGAUUUCUUUCCCUUUUAAGUAGCUAGUUAGGUUACUAUUACCAGCAUAUCUGAUGCAAUCUGAUCAGGUAAGUGUAAUUAUGAUUAAUUUUUAUGUAUGUAUAUCAUAUGUAUGUAAUUGAAGAAUUUUGUUUGUUUGAUCCAAUUAAAUUUGCUUCUUGAAGUUGUUUCACUCAUGGAAGUUGCUGGUCUUUAGGGUGAUGAUAUGGCAAACACCUUGAUUUUGAUUCAGGAUGCCAAAGAGGCUGCUAGGGCUUGCCCAGAAUCAUUAUUUGUUAAAGCGAUCCAAUCUCUGAUAACUGCUGCUUGUCAAAGGCAAAAUUCAAGUCAU
Molecule: messenger RNA, 4274 nt
Organism: Durio zibethinus
Lineage: Eukaryota; Viridiplantae; Streptophyta; Magnoliopsida; Malvales; Malvaceae
Source: RefSeq, a predicted model, not a curated record